GACAGACAAGUCUAUCUCCAACGAACUACUAAAAAUGCAAACUAUUACAAUGACCAGAGAAAGAAUGACCCAACUGUUUGGCUUGGGGAUCCCAGCUCCACUAUGAAGAAGCUUAAAAUCAAAACCUGCGAUUGUGAGCCGCAAGAGCCUCCACAGACAAAUCUCUUCACAAUACCAAUGUGCAUACGCCAAUUCUACGGCCCAACCGAAAUAUAAAAAUUUCAUAUCGCACAAGAAACCUCUGUUCCUUUGAAUACCGUACACUCGUGCUGGGCACAUAACAGCCGACAUUGACUGAUCAUGGAGCGUCAAACUCACAUCAAUGACCUCGUGGCAGUGGUCCGGGAGAACCUUGAGAACCAGCAGGACUGGACUUCUUUGAAAAUCCAUACGCACUCGACUAAAAGCAAGAUCCCUCAUCCCCGGCCCUUGGUCUCGGGCCUACCGCCGCGCAGAAUUUACAUUCAUCCGGAUGAUCAAAUUGAAAUGAUCAAGAACAACACCAUGGCUGCAAACGCACAAACCCCAGAAGUUGAAUGGGUUUUGUCUACAAGUCUUAACGAACAUAUCACUCUCGAAUUUUUGUCAGGCGUCUUUGAUUCUAUGGAUAGGCCGGACAAUCUGCCCGAGGACCGAUCUAAGCGGCUCUUGCUAGCAGUGAAGCAUGAUGACUCAACGGUCGUGUAUUACUUCGUACACGAUGGCAUCGUCAAGCCGAGGCAGAACUGAGCUCAAUCCCAUUACAUCAUGUCUGUAUCCGAUAUCUCAACACGCUAUCUAUUUUGCUGCUUGGAUUCAGCUAGGCUUGAAGAUGACUUUUUGAACCUUCAUGUCGUUAAAGAGCUCAUAUCCUUCAACAGCCUCACUGAGAGGCAUGAUC
This is a messenger RNA of Truncatella angustata, 880 nucleotides long. RefSeq names its product tRNA-splicing endonuclease subunit Sen15. Lineage: Eukaryota; Fungi; Ascomycota; Sordariomycetes; Amphisphaeriales; Sporocadaceae. Bases 301 to 729 code for a protein of 142 amino acids. Gene Ontology annotation, molecular function: nucleic acid binding. The transcript has a single exon. Gene Ontology annotation, cellular component: tRNA-intron endonuclease complex. Gene Ontology annotation, biological process: tRNA splicing, via endonucleolytic cleavage and ligation; tRNA-type intron splice site recognition and cleavage. The record is from RefSeq and is a predicted model, not a curated record.